AUGGACAAGGUGGAAAGCGACACGAGUUCGAACAACUCUAACCAUGUCUCGGAUAGCAAGGCAUUUCCAGUGGCUCUGGUUGAUGAGCCAGUGAUCUUUGACACUGCAGGCAAGACUCGGGAAUCUGCUUUCGACACAGAUUCUUUCGAGCACCACUACAAACCUAUUGAGGAAUAUGAAGGCUACCAUCGCUGGGACCCAUCCUUCCAAUGGGAAGCCAAAGAGGAGAAGAAGCUCGUUCGAAAGAUUGACCUUCGAAUCUGUUCAUGGGUCUGCUUUAUGUUUUUCGCAUUGCAGCUGGAUCGCGGCAACAUCUCACAAGCGCUCUCCGACAAUAUGCUCACUGACAUCGGGAUAAACACAAACGACUACAACACUGGUCAAACGAUUUUCUACCUCUGCUUCUUGUUUGCCGAAUUGCCAAGUCAAAUGUUGGGCAAGAAGAUUGGUCCUGACAACUGGGUCCCCAUCCAAAUGGUUUUAUGGUCGUUGGUAGCUGCUUGCCAGGCUUUCAUCCACGGCCGUUCUGGGUUUUGGGCAUGCAGAGCAUUGCUUGGCCUCAUUGAAGGAGGCUUCAUCCCUGACAACAUUCUCUACCUAUCGUACUGGUACACGACUCACGAGCUUCCUAUUCGACUGUGCUAUUUUUGGUUCUCGUACCAGUUCACCAGUAUUGUGUCAGCUUUCCUCGCCUUCGGCUUCUUGCACAUGCGCGGCAUCAAUGAUAUUGCUGGUUGGCGUUGGCUCUUCGCCCUCGAGGGCUGUCUCACCGGCAUCAUUGGUGUAAUCUCAUGGUUCUACAUCCCUCCCUCACCCACACAGACUGCAUCUAAAUUCCGCGGCAAGGAUGGCUGGUUCAACGAAAGAGAAGAGAAAAUAAUGGUCAACAGAGUUUUGAGAGAUGAUCCUAGCAAAGGAGACAUGCACAACAGACAAGCUCUUUCUCUAGGCAUGUUCUGGAAGUGCCUCAAGGAUUACCACAUGUGGCCCAUUUACCUCCUUGGAUUGACUUGGAUGAUGCCCGCGAACCCCAUGACGUCUUAUCUCACUCUCAACCUCAAGAGUGCUGGCUUCACCACCUUCCAGGUCAACCUCUUAUGUAUCCCUGCUUAUUGCUUUUUCAUCAUCAACUUGCUAUGGCUGUCAUAUCUCUCGGAGAAGGUCAACGACCGCUUCCUUAUCGGCACGAUCUCUCAGAUUUUCGUCCUGCCUUGCCUCAUUGCACUUGAAGUGCUACCGACGGGAAGAAGCCACUGGGCUACUUGGAUUUUGAGUUGCUUGGUCUACGCACAACCUUACAUCCAUCCCGUAAUCGUCGCUGUGACGUCCAGAAACGGUGGCAGUGUUCGUACUCGAGCAGUGGCUACUGCUUUGUACAACAUGUUUGUGCAAGCUUCGUCAAUCAUCUCUUCCAACAUCUACCGCGAGCAGGAUAAACCAUACUACUUCUUCGGCAACAAGGUACUUAUCGGCAUCGUCUGCUGGAACAUCUGUAUGUUUAUCGGAUGCAAAGUCUUUUAUGUCACUGUCAACAAACGCCGUGAUCAGAAAUGGAAUGCCAUGUCCAAAGAGCAGAAAGAGCACUACCUUGCCACCACGACUGAUGAGGGAAACAAGCGUUUGGAUUUUAGAUUUACUCAUUAGAGUUGUGAUGGAUAUCUUGGU
Messenger RNA from Aureobasidium pullulans EXF-150, 1665 nucleotides. RefSeq names its product retrograde regulation protein 2. Gene Ontology annotation, molecular function: sulfate transmembrane transporter activity. The record is from RefSeq and is a predicted model, not a curated record. Gene Ontology annotation, biological process: transmembrane transport. Gene Ontology annotation, cellular component: membrane. Lineage: Eukaryota; Fungi; Ascomycota; Dothideomycetes; Dothideales; Saccotheciaceae. The transcript has 5 exons. Bases 1 to 1644 code for a protein of 547 amino acids.